AUGAACUCCGUCGCCAACACCUCUCCCGUCAAUUUCCCCCACCGCCCCCCAAACACUCACCUUUCUGCCAGAAAGCUCGCCGCACGCUUAUGGCACUUGCGUGUCUUCCAGAUUCAGUCUUCUCCGCCACGCGUCAAACUCUCAAAGAAAGAGGUUACGAUACGCUCAAAAAUAAUAGGUGAUUCUGUUGUCUCUGCUCUGAUAUCAGAACUCCUUCGCGCUCAAAGCUUCAUCAACAAGCUUAAAGCCCAACACAAGUCCUAUAAGAAAAAGAUUGAGGAGGAAAAGCUUCUCUGGAAGCGUCGACAAGUCCAUAAGACUGAAGCAAUGUUAGAGGAGUUAAAGGAUAAGUUAGCAAGGGAAAGGAGAAGUAGGGAGAGGAUGGAAUCACUUAGCACCAAAUUGGCGAAUGAGCUGGCUCAAGCCAAGCUUUGUGCAAACCAAUAUAUGAUUAACUACGAGGAAGAAAAGAAAAAAAGACAAUUAUUAGAGCAAAUCUGCAACCAAUUAACCAUGCAAAUGGGAGAAGAUAGGGCCAAGCUCGAGGGACUACAGAGACAUUCCGUGAAAAUGGAAGAAGAGAGGAACAUGUUUCUAAUGGCGGAACUAUGGCGUGAAGAGAGCAUCCAAAUGAAGCUAGUUGAUGCAAAGCUUGCUCUUGAAGAUAAGUAUAAUCAGAUGAUUCAGUUGAUUUCUCAUCUCCAAAGUUUCUUAAGGUCAAGAGGUGAUGAACUAGACACCAUGGAGUUGAGGGAUGCUCAGUUGAUCAAACAGGCUGCAGAAUCAGUCAAUAUUCAUUGUGUUACAGAACUCUCAUAUGAUUUCACAAAGUCAAGUGAUGUUUUUUCCAUUUAUGAGGAGUUAAGAAAGGGAAACAUUAACGAGAGAGUGAUUCAAGUUGAACCAGACUACCCUCCCAAUGUUAUUGGUCCCUCAUCCACAAUCCACAUUGUAAGUAUUGAUGAAGAUUGCUUCAAAAAUAACUCUUUGCUACGUCUACAUCAAUCAAGCAACUCCGGUGAUUAUAGUACAGCGUUACAGGUGAUUAAUGUUAACCAAGACAAGAAUAUAUGGGAGAGUGAAUCAGAUCUAUGUUUUGAAAAUCAAAACGAUGGUUGUUGCAUUCACUGUGUUUCUGUGGCACAAGAAGAUCCCACAUUUGAUAAGGGGGAAGGUUCGGGUGAAAGUGGUUUAAGACAAUGCGAAUUAUUGGGGCAACGAAACUUUGCAGACUCUGAGAAUCCCCACAUAACUCGUGGGAUGAAAGGACGCAUAGAAUGGCCACGAGGCAUUGCCAAAAUCGAUUCUAAGGUCAUCCCUUUGGAAGAAAGAGUGCGAAAACAGAAAUCUCAGUUGCAGCAUAUACUUAAGCCGCUGGCUUGA
This is a messenger RNA of Abrus precatorius (Indian licorice), 1383 nucleotides long. RefSeq lists its product as uncharacterized. Lineage: Eukaryota; Viridiplantae; Streptophyta; Magnoliopsida; Fabales; Fabaceae. The record is from RefSeq and is a predicted model, not a curated record. The transcript is spliced from 2 exons. Bases 1 to 1383 code for a protein of 460 amino acids.